Messenger RNA from Knipowitschia caucasica, 1137 nucleotides. NCBI's taxonomy places the organism in Eukaryota, Metazoa, Chordata, Actinopteri, Gobiiformes, Gobiidae. The record is from the annotation of a GenBank genome assembly.
AUGGAGUGGUGGUGGUGUGGGGUGUGGAGGGUGGUGCCGGGCGGAAGGGGGUGGGGGGGGGGGGGGGGCUGGUCGUUGAUCGGGGGGGUUCUGGGGGGCGGAGUGGUGGGGGGGGGGGGUGUGGGGCGGUGGGGGGGGGUGAGGGCGCUGGGCAGUGUUUGGGGGGGGGGUGGUUUGGGGUGUGGGGGCGUAGGUGGUGGGGGGGUGGGGUGCGGGCUUGGGGGCGUUGCGCGAGGGGGUCGGGGGGCGGUAGGGGCGUGGGGGGGGGGGGCGGGACGGGGAGGUAGGGUGGGGGGGUGUGGGGGGGGGGGGUCUGGGGGGGGGUGGGGAGGGGGUGGGGGUGGGGGAGGUCGGGGGGGGUCCGUGGGUGGGGGGGGGGGGGUUUGGGGGGGGGUGGGGGGAAGGGGGGGGUGGUGGGGCGAGGGAAUGGCGGCGGGGGAGUGGCGGGGGGGGCGAUGGGGGGGUGUGGGUGGUGUUCGGGGGGGGGUCGGGAGGUGGGGUGGGGGGCUGGGAUGUAGAGGGAGUGGGGAGAGGGUAGGGGGGGGGGGGGGGAGUGCGAGGGGGGGGCGGGGUACGGGGGUGCGGUAUGGGCGGGGCGGGGGCGGGGGUGGGGAGGGAGUGGACGGGGAGGGGGGGGCUGGGGUGUGGGGAGGGUGGGGGGGAGGGCGGGGGGGUCGUAGACUGGGGGGCAGGUGGGGGAGGGGGCCGGGGGGGCGGGAGGGGGAGGGAGGGGGGGGGGGGGUGGCGGGGGGUGGGAGGGGGGGGCUGGGGGGUAGGUGGGGGGGUGUGGGGGGGGGGGGGCGGGGGGAGGGGGGGGUGGGGGGGGGGCAGUGGGUCGAGGGAGUGGGGGAGUGUGUGGUGGGGGUGGUGGUGUUGGGUCGGCGGCGGGGUGGGGGGGGUUGGCCGCGUGUGGGAGGGGGGGGGGGGGGGUGGGGGGGGUGGUGGUGGGCGGGGGGGGGCACGGGUGGAGGAGGGUGGAGGCGUGGGGGGGCGUGGGAGGAGGGGGGGGUGAGGAGGGGUAUGGGGGGCGAGGGGGGGGGGAGGGGUGGCGGGAGUGGAGUUGGGGGGGGGGGUGGAGUGGGAGGGGGGGGGGGGGCAGUGGGGGGAGCGGGAGACCUGGCGGGGGGGUGGGGGUAG